This is a messenger RNA of Phasianus colchicus (ring-necked pheasant), 3236 nucleotides long. It is a transcript of the gene DNER, whose product is annotated as delta/notch like EGF repeat containing. Lineage: Eukaryota; Metazoa; Chordata; Aves; Galliformes; Phasianidae. Gene Ontology annotation, molecular function: calcium ion binding. The record is from RefSeq and is a predicted model, not a curated record.
CCGGGGAACGGGGGGUAGGGAGCAGCCGGGCGGCCGCCGCCUCCAUCCAUCCCUCCGUCCGUCCCCUCCUUUUCUGCCCGCCGGUGCCCGCAGCGGAGCGGCACCCGCCCCGGCCGCCAUGCCCCGAGCCGCCCCGCUGCUGCUGCUGCUGCUCGCCCUGGCCCAGCGCCGCGCCUGCCUCCCCGCGCCGGCCACGGCCGCGCCCCCCGGGUCGGACCCGUGCCUCAGCCGGCCCUGCCGCAACAACGGCACCUGCUUCCCCGCCGCGCCCCGCCGCCUCCCGUCCGCGGCCGCCUACCGCUGCGCCUGCCCGCCGGGGGUCAGCGGCGCCUCCUGCCAGUUCAUUUCAGACCCUUGUGCCAGCAACCCCUGUCACCAUGGUAACUGCAGCACCAGUGGGGAUGGCUACCUCUGUGCCUGCAGUGAUGGCUAUGAAGGAGCGAACUGCGAGCGCUCUCGGCACAGCCCUCCGCUCCCUGAGCAGACAGAGGCAUCAUCUCCUCGACAAAGCAGGCCUGUCGCCUCCACGCUGGAGCCUGACGUCAUUCUGCCUCACUCACGAGCAACAGUGACGCUACCUACGUGGCAGCCAAGGGCGGGGCAGAAAGUUGUGGACCUGAAAUGGGAUGAAAUCGAGAUACUUCCAGAUGUGGCUUGUGGAAAUGCCAGUUCCAAUACCUCUGCUGGAGGCCGUCUUGUCUCCUUUGAAGUUCCACAGAAUACAUCAAUAAAAAUAAGACAAGAUGCUACUGCUUCACUUAUCCUGCUGUGGAAGGUGACAACUGCUGGAUUUAAGCAGUGUUCACUCAUUGAUGGCAGAAGUGUCACUCUCCUCCAGGCACUGGGUGGACUUGUACUUUCUGAAGAAAUGCUUGCAUUAGGAAACAACUACUUUAUUGGGUUUUUGAAUGAUUCAGUUACUAAGUGCAUUGUGGCCUUACGGUUGACUGUGAUAGUGAAAGUCAGUACCUGCAUGCCUGCGGGAAGCCAUUCAGAUAAAUUCCAGUGUUCAGGGAAAGGAAAAUGUAUCACGAAACCAGAUGAGGCAACAUUUUUCUGUGAGUGCGAGGAUGAAUACUGGGGCCCCCUGUGUGAGGAAUUUGAUGCUUGUCAAAGCCAGCCCUGCCAGAACAACGCAACCUGCACCGACCUAGCACAGAAACACAACGGGAACAAUUUCACCUGCAGCUGCCUGCCUGGUUACACCGGAGAGCUGUGCCAGUCAGAGAUUGAUCACUGCAUCCAGCAGCCAUGCCAAAAUGGAGGCACUUGUUCAUCCAACAUCCAUGGAUUCACCUGUCAGUGCCCAGAAGGGUUUUUAGGAAUCUCCUGUGAAGAAAAAAUAGACCCUUGUGCAUCAUCUCCCUGCCAGAACAAUGGAACUUGUUAUGCAGACAGACUUGUCUACUCCUGCAGUUGCAGUUCUGGAUUUACAGGACCUACGUGUGCUCAGCUGAUUGACUUCUGUGCUCUGAAUCCUUGUGCACAUGGCAUCUGUCGCAGUGUUGGAACCAGUUACAAAUGCCUCUGUAGUCCUGGUUACCAUGGCCUUUACUGUGAGGAAGAAUACAAUGAAUGCCUUUCUACACCCUGCCAGAAUGGGGCCACCUGCAGAGACCUCGAAAAUGGCUACAAGUGCUUGUGUCUUGCUGAAUAUGAAGGAAGUCUCUGUGAAUUAUACAAAGAUCCUUGUGUUAACAUCAACUGUCAGAAUGGUGGCACUUGUGACAGUGAAGGGCUGAAUGCCACAUGUAUUUGUGCACCUGGAUAUGCAGGUGAAGAAUGUGAAAUUGACGUUAACGACUGUGACAGCAACCCGUGUCACCAUGGUGGAACUUGCAUAGAUCAGCCCGGUGGUUACACUUGUCACUGUCCACAUGGGUGGGUUGGUGCAAACUGCGAAAUACAUCUGCAGUGGAAGUCCGGGCACAUGGCAGAGAGCCUAACAAACAUGCCUCGUCACUCCCUUUAUAUCAUAAUUGGGGCUCUCUGUGUAGCAUUCGUCCUGAUGCUGAUUAUUCUAAUUGUGGGAAUAUGUCGCAUCAGCCGUAUCGAAUACCAAGGCUCUUCCAGACCAGCCUAUGAAGAGUUUUACAAUUGCAGAAGCAUUGACACUGAAUUCAGUAACGCAAUUGCUUCUAUCCGACAUGCCAGGUUUGGCAAGAAAUCCCGACCUGCAAUGUAUGAUGCAACCCCCAUUGCUUAUGAAGAUUACAGCCCUGAUGACAAACCUUUGGUUACGCUGAUUAAGACAAAAGAUUUGUAACCUAGUGUAUCUUUUUUGGAUUAUUUUUCAAAAGGAUGGGCUACUAACCUAAUUUAAAUAUUUUUAAGAAGAAAGCAUAAGUAAUUUAAAACCAUUAGAUGCUUCAGAAUUUUCUGUAGAAUAUUUAAGAACCAAUUUUCUGCAGCUUUUAGUUUGGAAAAAUAUUUUAAAACAGAAUUUGUGAACUUCAUGAAUUACAUUUUAAUGUACCUUGAGCUCUAUAAACUAUAAGCUUAUGAUAGUGUGUGCUUUUUUCUUGGUAGACACUAUUACUAAACCCAGAUUGAGUUUCUUGUGCUUGUUACAGAACAGAAAACAAUAAUUAAUGAGGAGUUCUUUUUGACAUGUCAGUGCCAGCUUUCUCAGUAGAGGUAGGAAAAAUGUGAAGCAUAAUACGAUAUAUAAUAUAUCCAUUAAUUAAAAAAGUCUAAAAUGUUUGUGUUGUGAAGAAGAAACUAGUAAAAAUUAUUAUUCCUAAUCUGAAUGAAUUAGCUUUUGCCUUAUUCCAUGCAUGGAUAGAUAGCCUAUUUCUCCAUUAUUUCCUGAAAGUUGCUGGAACAUACUCUUGAGUUGAUGUUUGACAUUUUUGUAUUAGUAUUCAGGCUAAGCCUUGUAUAAUAAUUAAAGUGCCUCUUGAGGCAAAGUAAGGGCACAAUCCUUUAAGCAUUGAAAUCAAUGAAAAAACUUCCAUUGACUUCAGUGGGCAUGGGAUUAGAUCCUACAAUUGGACUGAAUCUAUAUUUUUCUUUAAAGGUUGAAGUUUUUUAUAUUGUGAGUAACCUAAGCAUAUGGUUUGAGUUGUUUGUUUCCUAAGGUUGUUGAUGUACAGUAUUGUUUCAUGAAAUAUUGUGUAUUUCUCAUAGUGCUUCUAAUUUAGGAUCAGUCUGGUUUAUUUGUGGCUGUAUUUGAUUGCUUAUGGUCUUCUUAAAAUUCUCGCUUAUUUCAGAAAAUAUUGAAUAAAUGUUAUCAA